Oncorhynchus nerka (sockeye salmon) is the source of this 3074-nucleotide messenger RNA. Its product is annotated as prominin-2-like. The record is from RefSeq and is a predicted model, not a curated record. The transcript is spliced from 24 exons. Gene Ontology annotation, cellular component: cell surface; apical plasma membrane; microvillus. NCBI's taxonomy places the organism in Eukaryota, Metazoa, Chordata, Actinopteri, Salmoniformes, Salmonidae. Gene Ontology annotation, molecular function: cholesterol binding. Bases 113 to 2713 code for a protein of 866 amino acids.
AAUUACAACCACAACACAAUCAGAGAAACUUAGAGGACACACUGUUUCCAUGUUUAUGGAGGAACCUCGCACUUCAUUCAAUUGAAGCAGGACAUCAAGUGCCUGAUGAACCAUGGGGCCGAGGCUCUCUCAUGGCAGUUGGCUGUGGAUGUUCAUGUCCCUACUGGGUGCUGCAGACUGCACUUACCACUGCCUCAGCAGCAGCAGUGACACACAACCUUUCCUCUCCUUGACCCAAACUCAGACUUGGCGGGUGGAAAGCGAUGGUGGUUGCCUGAAGCCCUUGUAUAACUUUGCCAAGCUUUUCCUUGACUCAGUACAGCCAAAUCCUUUCCCGGAAGAUAUCAUCUCUACAGCUUUAAAGACUGAACAACUAGAUAUUCCACAGCUGGUUCGGUAUGAGGCUGGAUACAUAGUGUGUUUGCUCUUGGCUGUAAUUUACCUGCUCGUGAUGCCAGUUGCCGGUGGAGUCCUUGCUUGGAGGUCUUUCCAUGGCAGGAAGGUAGAGGUGAACAACACUCAGUCAUCAUCAUUAGCAUCCCUCUACCAUCAGGACAUCGGUGUGGCAGCUUGUUUAGUUCUUGUCACCAUUUUACUCCUGACAGGGGUGAUCUUGGCUUUCACCGUGAACAGUCGAGUCAGUGAGAACAUGCACCCAGGCCUGUAUCAUGUAGAGACCAGCGCCAGGAUCAUUGAAGACUCUCUAACUUCAAUUACACAGAAAAUUAAGGUCAUUAUGGAACAGUACUCCAUUCCCAAAGCAGAAAUCUCAAAGGAAAUGAAUGAUGCUGACGACAUCAUUGGUGCAACAAUCAUCUCCUCUUUCAACACUGAUGUCGACGAAUAUCUCAUAGACUUAUCUGUCUCCAUCGAAGAUGCUAUUGGAACCUUUGAGAACCUGCAGCUGUAUCAGACGACCAGGACAGACCUGCAGGCCAAUCACACAACCCUGCAGAACGGCAUCCAGGGACUACAGAGCCGAGUGGAGAGUCUGGGGAAAUGCCCCACCUGUGACGUCCCCAACCCUAGCAACCUGACUACUGUUGCUAACUACUACCUGAUCCCCAGUGUGGAUGACAAGUUGAAUGAUAUGCCUCCUGCAUCCAGCCUCGCAGGCCUCAUUGAACAGGGGAACCUAACCUUCCAUGCCAUUCCACAAAAGUGCUCAGAGCAAGUGGCUCCCACAAUAGCAGCUCUCAUGUCAGUGCUGAAUGAAUCCCAAGAAGAGUUGCUGAACACCAGCCAUAGGUUCCCCUCGCUGGAGUCUCUCAUUGAGGCUGUGUCUGACUGUAAAACCACUGUGAGACGCUUUGCAGACCCAGUAGAUUACUACGACUUUGUCAGGUGGGCAGUGUCAUUGACACUCUGCAUGGUGAUGCUGGUCAUAGUGGUUCUGAUGGUGGUUGCUCUCUCUCUGGGACUGCCUGUGUUCUUCUACCCUACGAUUUACUCCACAUACCAAGAUGCUCGACUGGAACACACAGCAAUUGGCCUGUAUAGAGCAGCUGUAGUAGCGAGCUUCGUGUUUUCCUGGCUUUUCAUCCUCUUGGUCUUUAUCGUGUUGUUUUUCGGGGGGAAUGCCCACACCCUGGGCUGCCGGAGCUGGACCCAUGGACAGCUCUUUGGGUUCUUAGACCAGCAGAAGAAUAUUUUCAGCAGCCUAAACAACAUCAGUCAAAGCUUCAACACCAGUCAAAGCCCCAAUAUCAGUCAAGAGACCAACUCUGAGACCCAACAGAUUCAGCCCAGCACCUCAGCAAUAUACCAUGGCUGUAAGAGUGGACAGUCAUUGUUCCACAGCAUGCACAUGGAGCAGCACUUUGAUCUGGAGGACUUCCUCAAUGCCAGCAAGUACUUGGAUGGAUUCAAUGAGACUGCUCAGAAUAUGUCAGUCAACCUGGAUGGCUUGAAACUGCUACCUGACAAUGGCAGACAGGGCCUACUGAGCUUUAAACAGUGUGGGAUAGACAGCAUCAACUACCAUGAGCAAUUACUACUGCUAAGCACACCAGUUGUGAAGACAGACCUUGGAGUAUUUGCCAAUGAACUGGAUAAGAAGGCAGAAGUUCCUGCAAAUGGUGAAAUUAAGGAAGAAUUGAAAAAAGAGGCAGAAACAACCAGAUAUCUGAACACCAUCGUUAAGCUACAGCAGACAAAUGCAGCAAAGAUGAGCCAAAUUGUGAGUGCCUUGAAGACUAUCAGCACAGUCUACAAGGCUAAUGUAGACAAAGCUCUGGAAAGUUUGACCCAGACAGAAGUGGCACUCCACAACCAGCUUCCUUACAUUGUCGGAAAUGUGUCUCAGUGUAUCAUGGAGAAAGGAGAACAAUCCCUGCUUCGGUACCUAGAUUGGGUCCGUCAUGCGAUCUUAUAUAAUGUCCUGGAUUGCCAUUGGCUUGCUGUGUCACUGGACAAUGUGUAUACAGCAGUCUGUCUCAAUGUGGUUGAUCCAUUGAAUGCAUUCUGGCUGUGUCUGGGAUGGUGUUGUGCAUUCCUGGUCCCUGGAGUGAUCUUCAGCAUCUAUACAGCCAGGCGAUUGAAGCCAGAGCCCACCUUCAUUAGUAAGGAUACAUUCAUCUUGCCUGAGAAGAAGACAGAGAAUAUGAAAUGCCAUACAGAGAAAGCUGCAUCCAACAACUACAUGAGCUUAGAAGAAGUCCAUGAGAUGAGCAUGGUUUCUGAAUACAUCAAAAGCAAAAAAUGUGAAGACUAAAACACUUGAAUUUAAAUGCAAAAAAAGAUGAUACUAUGUUGAAAGCAAAAUGGUGGGGUUACCCCAUAUGGAAUCUAAUCUUGUCGAUUAUAGAAAUAAUUUGUGUAACAACUCCUGACAUCCUGACAACGUUAGUUGUGGUAUCUAUCGCUAUGUGGUCUCGGGUAUCUAUUCUUAUUUCAACUGGGCAAACCAGCCUCUAUAAUUCAUCUGAAGCACAUGCCUAUUUAAUCAAAAGCGAAGGCCUAUGUAAUCUGAUAAAUUGGUUUAUUCGUUUCUAUUCGUUUUUUUCUACUAAGUUGUUAUAAUGAAUAAAAAACGAAUACAUGUAUAAUACAAAUAAUAAAAUUACUUAAAGCAU